GGGCGAGUGCAGGAGAAAUGUGUGACUGAGAGCAGCGGAGGACUACAGCACUUUACACCCGAACAGAACCGGCAGAACUGAGCUCCUGAAACCACUGAAAAAACACACAUACUGCUGCUGCUGCUGCUGGGGACUCACCUAGACAGUUUAGUCCAAUGUUGUAGGUGCUGAAGAGCUCCCCACAGGAGGUGACCAUGUCCCACAACCAGUCAGACGACUUCAUGGCCAACCCGGCCAACCUAAUUCUGGAGAGCCACUUCUCCACAGAACUCCAUAUAUCUGAGCCGGGGGAUGAAGGCUACCAAGCACAAAGCUCCACCACGCCCCAGGAGGACGUAGUGGACAAUAUCGUGGUGCCCCAGCAGGUGGUUUUGAGCACCCAGAGUCCCGCAGCGCUAAAGGUCGGCUCUCACCAGCUCAUCCCCAAGAAUUUAGCAGCAUCCAGCCGGCCGAAGAACCGACACCACACCACGGUGGUGACGUUCCCAAUUGGACUGGAGCACUCCAGCAGUGGGAGCCGGGGCCGGAGCCGGCACUCCACUCAGGGGCCCGAUCUGUCCUGGGAGGAUUACGACAGCGAUGGAGACGGCUUCGCUUUGAGGAGGAACCGCAGGAACAAGUCAUACAGAGCUGCAGUGACCAGCCUGGAUAUCGAAGCCAUGACAAAAGGACAAGCGACUAAAUCCACACUGAAACCUGUGAAAGAGGACAGAGCACCCAGUCCUAGUCCGGCUCGCAGCCCUGGUCGCAAGCGAACCUUUGGGAGAAAGAGGAACCAGAACCAACGUGGAUCAUUCAAAGACGCAACGCCGCGACUCUACCAGGAGAUCCGUGAGCGGGGGCUGCACUCCACCAACCAGGACGAGCUGCUGGAUGACUUUGUGGUGGUGGAGCCGCCCGUGGAGGACCAAGGCAUUGUGGUGAAGAGCUACCGGCCAGCGCAGCUCACCUGGAGCCAGCUGCCACAGGUGAAGGACACAGGCAUUCUGGCAAUGGUCUCACCUCAGGAGAGAAAGAGACAAGAGGCCAUUUUUGAGAUCAUCACCUCGGAGCACUCGUACCUGCACAGCCUGGGCAUCCUGGUGCGUCACUUCGAGAAGAGCGACGCGCUGAGAAAAACGAUGACGGCCACCGAGCACCAUCACCUCUUCUCCAACAUCUCCGUCAUCCACCAAGUUAGCAAACGAUUUUUUGAGGACCUUGAACGGCGUCACUAUGACUACCCAUUGAUCCGGGACAUCAGCGACAUUGUUCAGAUCCACGCUACCCACCACUUUGAGCCCUACAUCGUCUACUGCUCCAACGAGACCUUCCAGCAGAGGACGCUGCAGAAGCUGCUGGGCAGCAACACUGCGUUCAAAGAGACCCUGAAGCAAAUUGAAGCGAGCACUGAAUGCGGAGGCCUCCCCAUGAUCUCCUUCCUCAUCCUUCCCAUGCAGCGAGUAACCAGACUACCGCUUCUGCUGGAUACAAUCUCCCAGAAAACUCCAAUGGAGAAGGCGGAGUAUUUCGCUGCAGUUUGGGCGCUGAACGCCAUCAGCAAGUUGGUCUCUAGCUGCAAUGAUGGAGCAAGGCGGAUGGAGAGGACAGAGCAGAUGUACACUAUUCAGAAGCAAAUGGAUUUUGGUAAAAUCAAGCCAUUUCCGCUGGUGUCAUCAUCGCGGUGGCUGAAGAAGCACGGCGAGCUAGCCAUCUCCGCCGAAGAGCUCAGCAUCUGGAGAGCUUUCACCAACCGAAGCUACUACCUGUAUCUCUUCAAUGAUGUACUGAUAGUGACCAGGAAGAAGAGUGAGGAGAGCUUUGUGGUGUUGGACUACGCCACUGUGGAGAAUGUGAAGGUGGAGGUUGGAGAGACUCCAGAGGGACGCUUGUCUCCGCCGGCCAAGAACAGCACCAGCUAUCUGUCCUUCAAACUGGUGAUGAGCAAGAACAGCGAAGGGAGGGCAGAGACAAUCUCCCUGGUGGCCGAGUCCAGGGUGGACCGAGCUCGCUGGAUAGUUGCUCUUAAAGAAAACAAUCAGGCAGGUGUCUCCACUUGCACAGAAGGUCUGCCACAGUACGAGGCCACCAAAGCUUACAUGCCAAAGGAUCCUGAUGAACUGGGUCUGCAGCAGGCUGAGCUCGUCAUUGUCCUGCAGAAGGAAGAAGCGUGGUGCUACGGGGAGAGAAUGCGAGAUGGAGAGAGAGGCUGGUUCCCUGCCAGCUGCGCCACAGAGAUCACCAACCGCACUGCCAUGGAGAGCAACGUGCAGCGCAUGAAGCGCUUACGCAAAGAGACCAACGUUUGAGCGACUUCACCGUGGACGUACUGUCAUGUCGGGAUGGACAAAAUAAUAGAAACACCUUCUGGAACAUUAGCGAUGCUCAAUGUUCUGUCUUUGUUGAGACUGCUGUGCCGGUGAAUCACACGGAACACGAGAAAGCUACUAAUUGCUGUAACGAUGGGCCACAAACACAUUACCAACAGACUGGAGGACGUUUACGAAGCAUAGGAAAAAUCAGAAACUGGUGCCUCAGUGGUCUAACAUGAACACAGUGAAACUAUGAGGUUCCUGCUUCCAACAGUAUCCAUGUUUCCCAUUGCUGUAUAAAAACAAGACUAUUUCAAAUAUGACCAUCCGGUUGAAUGAACAAUUAAAUGUCAUUUUUAAUAUACUUUCUAUUGUGAAAAUGUGUUAGAUAAUUGUUUGCAUGCACUAUGAGACGUUUGUUGCGUACACUUUGCCUUUAUAGGAAGUCUUGCCCACAAAUGUCAACAUGAGUAACUUGAUCUAGUGCUACUUACUGGUUACAUUAUAUUGUAAAAUAUAUUGUGUUAGUGUUAAAGAUGUUGUGAAGGGUUUAUGUAUUAUCCUGGUGUGACAUUUGCCAAGUUAAAUGCAGUUUAUGAUACACUGUUCCAUUGUGGAAUUUGGUUAAUUGUCUAAAUAUACGACAUGAAAACACUCCGACUUAACUGUUCUAUAUUAAAAAGCAAACAUGUUCCGUGGUUUUGCCCUUGUCUAUAGCCUGUAUACUUGAAAAAAAUAAAAAUAAAGCCACCACAAUAGACAAUGUUCCUGGUUUCUGAACUUUUAUUUGAGCUUGCAUUUUGUUAAAAUGUUUGAAUACAUAAAAAGUUAUUUAAAAAUGUCAAACUGACCAGAUAUCAAAUUCCAUUUUAUCUUUAAAAACCAUUUGGUGUAAAAACUUAGGACAGAUUUAGAAAAACAUUUGCUGUUUCCCCAAAACGUUUUGUAGCUGUCACAUAAAAA
Stegastes partitus (bicolor damselfish) is the source of this 3254-nucleotide messenger RNA. RefSeq names its product Rho guanine nucleotide exchange factor (GEF) 16 (gene arhgef16). The record is from RefSeq and is a predicted model, not a curated record. Gene Ontology annotation, molecular function: protein binding; guanyl-nucleotide exchange factor activity. The transcript has 15 exons. Bases 195 to 2288 code for a protein of 697 amino acids. Gene Ontology annotation, biological process: activation of GTPase activity. NCBI's taxonomy places the organism in Eukaryota, Metazoa, Chordata, Actinopteri, Pomacentridae.